Messenger RNA from Bacillus rossius redtenbacheri, 6714 nucleotides. RefSeq names its product receptor-type tyrosine-protein phosphatase T-like. Gene Ontology annotation, biological process: protein dephosphorylation. The transcript is spliced from 33 exons. Lineage: Eukaryota; Metazoa; Arthropoda; Insecta; Phasmatodea; Bacillidae. The coding region runs from base 347 to 5272 and encodes 1641 amino acids. The record is from RefSeq and is a predicted model, not a curated record. Gene Ontology annotation, molecular function: protein binding; protein tyrosine phosphatase activity. Gene Ontology annotation, cellular component: membrane.
CAGGAUAGGAAGGGACUAAGUACACCGACAUUCUGAACAUUUUAUUAUAUUUACAUGCUUGUAUUUGAAUUUUGUAAGUUUCUCAACUGUUUGACACUGGAAUUAUUGUUGUAAAUUCAAUGCUAGUUUGCCUUAAAGUUGUGAUCGAGUCAAUCUUACAUUAGGUUAAGGUCAUGCAUGCUUUGAGUUUGGUGCGGAUGUUCUACUGAGGAUGGGGAAAUCCUGUCAAAAUACACACCCAAGAGUGGUGGUUUGCAAUUGCAGCAGUCGUUAUGAAGAUAUGCAUGUGCCUGCGACGUUUGUUAACGUCUUGGAUCCAGGAGCCUUAAAUCUGUACUGUUGAUGGAUGUUAACUAACAUGUUGUUCAUCAGAGUCCUUCUUGGUACAUUUUGCACUCUGCAAAUCUGUUUCAUGCCAGUGAAAAGUAAUGAAAUGAAUGCAGAAAAACCGGAUGCAGCUCUGCUAGUUAAUCUUGGACCGUACCGAUUGAGAGACUUGGUUUGUGUAGCAAAAGGCAAAGCCGCUACCUCUGCAUUGGUGUUCUUCAAAAAUAAUUCACAGAAAAAACGUGGAAUAAACUCUUAUACAAUAUCUGAGGGCACAAAUUAUAACACUCAUCCGGUAAACUUCUCAAUACGCCAUGGGUGGAGUAGUUACAAUCUGUUCAAUACCACUGUUGGUGAAAACGCUUUGCUAGACUAUCGCUGGGAAGGUUUGCAAUCCUUCUUUACAAGGGACUCUGAGAAAGAAAUAAUUGAAACACCUUCAAGCACACACAAUUGGACAAUUAAUGUAUCUGUGAAAGGAAACAGCAAUGCUUUUAUUCAUUUGUGCACUGAAAUGGAUAUACAAUCACCAUCUUGUAGUCAGAUUAUUUUUGGUGGUUGGAACAACAAAGAGAGUUCAUAUAGAAUCAAAAAGGGGGGUAAAAUCAAAGACACAAAAAUACCGGUCCACAUGUACCCGAAGUGGUGGAAUCAUGUAAAAAUUACAGUGUCUAAUGACACACUGGAAUUCCAGUUAGGAAAGACGACGAACACUUUUGAAAUAGAUUUUGCUGUGAAAUACUUGGUGUUCAGUACCUACAAAGGUGAAUCAUUAGAGUGGCGAAUACAUAAGAGGACUUUUGAUGCCACAAUAUCUUCUGACAACUAUUUGUUAACAAGCUGGUUUAAACCUGAAGAAAAUAAAGUGUGCUUAUCAUUUUUCUAUUAUAUUCCUCUGAAAGUGGAAAAUGCAAAAUUGACUAUUCGCUUCCACAAAAAUGACCGUAUGCAUACAUAUUUCCACACAGAAUAUAUUGAAAAUACCAAGGGAAACGAGAAAAAUGGCUGGAACUGGUUUGAAAAAACAAUUGAUAUUGCUCAAUACAAUAUACAAGGAUAUAUUUAUUUAAAAAUUUCUGCAGUAUUUGAUGAAUUGAGCUGGCUUGAGUAUCCACUUGAGGUUUUUGCCGUGGAUGAUGUAAGAUUUUGCAAUCCUGAAGGCAGUCUCCGUGUAUUGCAAUUACAAGUAACGUCUACAGAUUAUAAAGACUUACCUACCUGUCAGUUGUUGCAGUUCCCGCGCUUCGAGCUAACUGCUCAACCCCCCCAGUAUCACAGCUUAGACUGCCCAGAUGCCGGCCAUCUUCUGUCGAAUUGCUCCGUGAGGUGCGGCACAUUUUUCAACAAGGACUGCGACUAUGUCGACAUCUGUUUGCCAGACUCUACUGGCACCACAGUUUGCACAUGCAGCAGGGGCCAUGAAGGAUCUUACUGCAAGAAAUGUUCAAGUCGUAAGUACGGCGAUUUUUGCUCCAAGGAAUGUGGGAAAUGCAUCCAGCAACAAACCUGCGACUCAGACACUGGUUAUUGCCCUCACGGAUGCGAGCAAGGCUACGUCCCACCAUUGUGCGACAAAACUUAUCCCAAGUUAAAUAAGGCACCAAUCCUGAUUGCUUCUUUCCCGACCAGCCUUUCGUUCUCAGUAGACUUUAAAGACAUCACUGGUUAUGGCGUGCCUACAACGUACCAGAUACAAUACAAGAAGUUAAUCAAAUCAUAUUAUGGUGAUUAUUAUGAAGAUUUUUGGACCAGUGAAGCCAAAGUUCCUGUAAACUUGAACAAAGUAAAUGUCACUUUAAGGAACUUGAGUAAACUUACCAAUUAUACAGUUCGUGUCAUUUUGUUUGUGGAAGAGAAGAUGAAUGACAGAGAUGAUGUGCCAGUGUUUCUAGGAAAAACAACUUGUGAAGAUGUUCAAGUGGAAAAUUUAGUGCCUGGUCAAACAUUUAUAAAAGUUAGUUUGCAUGAGUUAAACAACAGUGUGUCAUGUGACCCAGCUGACUAUACUCUUGAACUGUAUGAAGAUGGCAACAGCCAAUAUUUAUAUGCUCAUCAUUAUUAUAACCCGGAUUUCGAAUUGUUGGAACCAUACACAAAAUAUACUGUAAAAGUUGUGCGCUGGAAGAUAGGUGUGAAAUGGGAACAAGUGGUGUAUACACUAGAGGCUGCUCCUACUGAGCCACUCAAUCUGAAUAUAGUUUCCAUUUCUGGCAAUGAAUCAACUAUAGCGUGGCAGAAGCCAAACAAAGUUAACGGCAUCUUGAGGAAAUUCAACGUGGUGGUGGUGAUGCAAGAAACGUGGCUCCUCAGAGGGAAUGUGCCAGAAAUCAGAGAAGAACACGGUGUGGAAAAAGGCGACUACACUCAUCAGCUUAAGGGCUUAUACCCUUCAACUUUGUACCGAGUGAGCGUGUCUGGGGUCACAGUUUCUGAAGGGCGAAAUUCUACUCUCAGCUUCAAGACACCACUUGUUGAACCUGUUUUUACGGAACAGUUGUCCGUAGUGCCAAAAAGUUUCACUACUUCCACAGUGGACAUUUCUUUGCCACCAGCUUCAGAGUACCUUACAAACACUAGUGCCUACUUUGUCAUGGUUGGCUGUGAGAGUUGUUCUGAAGACAAGGACAGUGUUCCUCUCGUUAAUGGAACAUUUUGGAAUGACAUUUGGAAUCAUUCACGCCUCCAGAAUUGUAGUGACAUAUGGAUAGCUGGGGAAAUAAAGCCAAAGACAUAUCAAGUGAUCUUUACUAUUGGUAACAACACAGUAUCAGACGACUCCAUUUUCGGGAAAAACUACGUGAAUCGCCCCUUGGACACCCACGCCACGUACACAGUAGUUGCGGUGGUUGUGAACCAGCAAGGAGACAAGAGGACUUUUGCUACACUAGAGCUGGCGCAAGGUCCCUUGAACCUCUUCCAAGCCCUGAACAUGACCCAAGUGGCUGAGAAAGAUGGCGCUGGAGCAAAUAUGGCCCUGAUCGUGAUUCUUAUCAUUGUUCUCAUCAUAGUACCAACCAUAGGGUACUUUAUUUACAAAAAGAGAACCUCAUUUCCAGCACUUUCCAAUUCAAAAUUAGUAAUACAAAUGAAACAGCAAAAAGUAGAUGAUACCUGCAUUUUGAAGCCACCGGCACCAGAUCCGCCAUCUGAAGACGAAGAAGUCUUUAAUGACAAUGACCCACAGUUACCGCUGUCGGAACGACUUUCCUGUCGAGUGGCCAUCAAAGACCUUGAAAACUAUGUAAUGAAGGAAAUAUUGUCAGGAGAGCUGCAAAAACAGUAUACGCGGUUUCCACGUGGACAGACGCAACCAUGGGAGUAUGGCAAACUCCCACAGAACAAGCCGAAAAACCGCUAUGGAAAUCUUAUUGCCUAUGACCACAGCCGGGUGGUUUUGGAAAAGCUACAAGGCGACGAAUACUCAGAUUACAUCAACGCCAACUACAUAGAUGGCUACAACACCAGGAAGAUGUACAUCGCCACUCAGGGCCCGAAGCCCAACACAGUGGACGACUUCUGGCGAAUGGUUUGGCAGGAACAGGUUCAUGUAAUUUCGAUGCUGGCAAACAUUAUGGAAAAUGGCAAGAAAAAGUGUGAACAUUAUUGGCCAGAGCAUAGAAAAGAGGUAACUCACAGAAAUAUAACUAUUCUGACGGAAAGUGAGCAAGUUUUUGCAGAUUAUACGAUACGGACCCUGAAAGUCUCCUGUGAAGGCGAAGAUAGAAAGGUGUGGCACCUCCACUUCACCUCCUGGCCCGAUCACGGAGUGCCUUUCUACCCUCGGUCGGUGGCCAGCUACCUCAAGAAGCUGCUGGCGACGCCCAAGGGCCCGGGGCCGAUACUCGUUCACUGCAGUGCCGGUGUUGGCAGAACUGGAACUAUAAUCCUUACGGAUAUCUGCCUCCGUAUGGCGGCAGCAGAAAGAGCAGUCGACAUGUUGCACUAUCUGCAAAGUUUGAGGGAGCAGAGACCUAACAUGGUUGAUAAUCUGGAACAGUUCAAGUUGGUACAUGUGGUCCUUCUCGAAUGUCUGGUAGAAGAGCAGACUAGUUACACGUGUAACGGUUUGGAAAAACACGUGAAAAAAUUGGAAGAGGCCGGUGUUCUGGUGAAACAGUUCCAGCGUCUUGAGGAACUGCGAAACAAAGUGCACAUUCUGCAACAGACGGACUUCCAACGAGGAGAUCAGCAGUCCGAGGAGACGCCAUUGUUACAUAAAAAUCGCUUUCAAAAUAUUGUCCCAGGUCAUGGUGGAAGGGUGUACCUGUCUCGUAACGCUGUCCAAGGUGACACUUCUGAUUACAUCAAUGCAGUUUAUGUGGAUGGCUUUCGCAUCAGAGACCAGUUCAUAGUGACUCAGUAUCCACUGCCGGUGACAGUAGGUGACUUCUGGAGAAUGGUCGUUGAGAAAAACAUUUCCCUCAUCAUUAUGCUUAAUGACCUGGAGUCCAGUGAGACGGUGCCCGAGUUUCGUCCUACAAAUGAUGAAACUCUCUCGCCGGUGCCUCAUCUGAAAAUCCAAUUGAAACAGAAGUCUCAUACUGAAUUGUGGUCCAUUUGGAGAUUCCAUAUCACAGACACGGGAGCAUCACAACACCAGGUGGUGCGCAUGGUCCAUCUGACAGGCUGGGGAGCCGACCAGGACACACCGCAGGAACCUAGUGUCCUAAACCACCUGUGGCAGGAGGUGGAGACACACUACAGCGGCAAGGGACCCACGCUGGUCAUGUGCUUAGAUGGCGCCAGAGCCUGUGGUCUGUUUCUGGCCGCUUCUUUCCUCAUCGAGAAAAUCAAACUCGAGCAACAGUGUGAUGUGUGCCACGCCGUGAGAACCAUCCGGCAGAACAGGAAGCAGUUCAUAACAUCACAGGAGCAGUUUGAAUUUUUGUAUUAUGUCGCAGUUAAUUAUCUUGAAGCUUUUUCAAUUUAUAAUAACUUUGACUGAAACAGCAACAGAAGCCAUUGCAGAGAAAAUGUCUCCAAACUGCAUGAUCUUGGAGAACGUAGCAUCUCUUUUCUUUUUGUUUGUUUGGUUUGUUACCUUGUCUUCACACUUCGCUGGAAGAUGGGAACUAAAUAAGUACUUAAUUAUACUUCUUAGUUAGAAUAAAUGAUUUUAAGAUUCGCCUUAAAAUAGAUCAGACACCACAAAAUACCAAAAAAAUUGUCAUGACCACUCAAAUUUUUAUUAAAUGGUUUUCUUCUGACUAAGGCCUUGGAGUACUAAAAUCUUAAUUUUUUUAAAAUUUUUUUUACCUUGUAUUAGUUUAAGUGUCUUCUCUGCUUUAAUGGCUGUGUUAAUUUGAUUUAAUUUUGUAGCAAACCAGUUUUUUUUUCCUUCUAUUUUUAGAAGUUAUUAUUUUUAAUACGUACUUACAUUGCUUUUUUGUGAUAAUCUAUGUUGGAUAGGAAAUGAGCAUGACUCAAUAUAUAUUUCCUUUACAUCAAUUUUUUUUUGCCACUUAAUUCAGUCAGCUGUUAAUUCUUUAUGCUAGGUUAACUUCUUUUUUUUUUAUCAUUCCUAUGGGUGUCUUUUGUCAUACAGUCCAUAGUAGUAAAUUGGGACAAAUAGUGCAUAACCCAUACAUGUGUUCUACUCAAAUAAAAUAAAACUGGGGAUUGCAUAAGUCAUUAUGUAUGCGACAGUGAAUUGGUAUUUGAUUUUAUAGGAUACCAUCGCCCCCACCUUAAUACCAUAUAAUAUCGCAACUAUAUUCCACAUAAUUUGAAUCCUGUCUCUCAUAUAACUUUUGUUCAGUCAAGAAAUAUUAAAUUUAUUAUAAUCAAACAAUGAAUUUAUAAUACAUUCUUCAUUGUGACUCUAUCCAAAUUCAAACCAAUCUGGUGCCACUGAUCCUUUUCAACCCAUUCUGCAGUGCCUACUUUUACAAAUGAUGCAUAGCCAUUGUAAUAAGAGAGCCAUUCAGGACUCUUGGACAAUCUGAUGUUGUGAUAAUUGGUGGUAAACAGCUGAAAAAUAAUAUUACAAAAAUGUUGAAGCUAUGUAACAGUGAAAUUGUGUGUUAACAAAAGUCGAUUACUAUACCUAUAGAUAAAGGUGAUGCAGGAAUAACCCAGAAAAAUAACCUCUAUUAAACUGUUACCACAUAAACCAACAGAAAAAUACUUGCAAUUACAUGUAACAUGGAUAACAAUAUAAAAUUGUGCUUGUUGAAGGGAUAACUAUAAUAAGUUUGAUGGUAAAUAGUUAUUUUAUAUUGAGUGUAGCACAAGUUCAGUUAAAAAAUGUUAAUGAUGCUUGAAGAUUAUUAUGUAUUGUGAUAAACUUGAUGUUAUGUAUCUGUGAUAAAAAUUUUUUCAUGAAAAAUGUAUGUUGUAAUGUAUCCAUUGAUUAAUAAUUAAAUAUAUACUUUACUUAAAAAAAUA